AUGGAGAUCCUCGUCCAUGUCUCCGCACCCAGUUCCGCCCGCGAUGACGCCCGAUACCGUGCUCAAGUCGCCGCCAUUCUCGCCUUGGAGCCUAUCUCGCGUCGGUCGCUGAUCUUGAAUGAUGGAGGAGCACUAGUAGCACCAGCAGAAGCCCCACCACCUGCGGAUCAAGGCCCGGAGCAUGCAGAGAAUGCAAAGCCCGCGGCCUCCUCUUUACUACUGCAGGCGUCCGAGCUCAUUUCCGCGCCAUCCUCGGUCUCCCAUCAGUCCGUGGAGGAUGUAAGAGCGGCAAUAGCUGGCCAGCCAAAUGGGGCGGGCCGGACUAGCAGUGAUAGUCGCUGUGAUCGGGAUUUGAUGCACCAACGGGAGAAGAAGCCCUUGGGCAAUCUGCCGUCCCCUCGAGCGGAUGAUCGUUCACAAUCUGAUCCGCUUGCGAAUGACACGGCCACGGCCACGGCCACGGUUCCUCCCAUUGCAAAUUCAAAUCCAAGUCCAUGUCUACGGCACGAUCGCCCGUCGAUCUUACCCGGUCUUGAUCCUGGCACAAAUCAAAUCAGCCCUGGUUUACUGAUCCCAGCACCGGCGCAUACGAACCAGAUUAGAAAUUCCCACCAUCAAAUUGGCCUCGAGGCUCAGCUUCGGUCUCGACUCGCAUCGGACUCACUCGAGAGUAUCAUCAGUGUCAUCCCGGACUCUCAACCAGAGCUAGCCGUAUGCACUCGACGAUCACCACCGCUGCACGAGGAAGAUCAACCAGCCCACCCACCGAAACGGCGGCGGGUCGAACCUUGUUCCACGUCCCCAUCGGACCAGACUAUCAGCAAGGCCGCAGCAUUAGAAGGUACAACCCCUUCAUGUUCAGCACAUCACGAAAAAGAAAAGACACCUCCAGGGCACGCAGACCAACGUUCACGGCCUCCCUUGACACAGGGUCCGCAGUCGCAUUCACACACUCUCCCUAAUACUUCCCCUUCCCCUUUCCCUCGACAUAUCGACAAUCCUGCUUCUGCUUCUGCAAAUGCUGCCGUCUCGGUAAUCGAGACCGAGCAGCAACGACAGCAACCUCCUAUUCGACAUGACCUCCCCCUUCACCAGCAAAGUACACCCUUCUCCAAAUCCCUCCCCCUCACCCUUAGACCCCCGCCACCCCCAAUCUCCACCUCCACUUUCAAAACACACGUCACCCCAACCCUAGCCAUGCUCAUCGAGCGACUCAAACCCGCCCGCACAUACAAACCAACCCAUCAAUCCCGAGAACUGGAUACCCUCGAACGCGGGUACUGGGCUAUGCGUGUUAACAUCGCAGCGACAGAGUCAGCACCAGCAUGGGAAAAGGGGAGAAAAGGGAACAACCCUAAAGGGGAUCUUGGUGCUGGUGCUGGUGCUAGCACUGGCCCAUCACCGAACCCCCAAACAUGGACUGAUCCUCAAUUCUCUCACUUUUGGACAUUCCUCUCAAGCUUUAUCGCAAAGGAUGCCCGCGCUGGAUGGGGCGUAUGGUGUAUCGCCGAACGCAUAGACCCAGAUCCAGAUUCAGCGACCAAUUCGCCCGAUGCUGCCACUAACACGGCCAGAAACACAACCAUAACCACGACUACAGCCACGGCAGAUGACACACCUACACCAGUCUUGAUCAAAGUCUACGCAUGGGGUGAAGUCGCCAUGCAUAUCUAUCUCAUGCUGUAUCUUGCUAGCGAGCGACGCGUUCGGGGGAUGGGGUUGAGGUGGGUGGAUUCUUGGGAGGAGGUUGUUAUUCAGAUGCCAUGA
Molecule: messenger RNA, 1767 nt
Organism: Penicillium brasilianum
Lineage: Eukaryota; Fungi; Ascomycota; Eurotiomycetes; Eurotiales; Aspergillaceae
Source: the annotation of a GenBank genome assembly